UUUAGUGAGUUAGUGAAGACGCCCUGAUCAAAUUCGGGGCCUCCGCAUAAAGUGCCAUUAGAAAAAGAGUGCGAAUAGAAAGAGGAAGAAUUAAGAGAAGGAGAAGAAGAGAGAGAAGAGGUAACAAAGAAGGUUGUCUCUUCUUGAAGACUUUUCCAAGAAGUAUUCAGAAAAGAUGGAUUCCCACCCAGAACCAGUUUUUUCUCCUGAAGUCUUGAGAUAUUUGAAGUAUUAUAGUUGCAUGAGGCACUGGGGGGAGAAAGUGUUCUGUGAGAUAUACAACCUAAACUUUCUCCACGGACAACACAAGAGCAUCCACCAGAUUCUCGAAGACAACCAAGUUCCACUUCAAGGGAGGAGAUGUCCCUUCAACGACCAGGAGAUAAAAAAUCUGACAGAAAAGCUUCCGGAAGAUCUGGACAUCACAUUGAUAAACAAAAUCUGCCGGGUUCUUUGGCAAAAGGGGGUGAAUGAUCCCGGUGACAAACUUAGAGGAUUAAUGAAAAAAAUCAAAGAUGAGAGGAACAUUGCGUGCCAUGAAGCCCCUGAUAUGUCAGGCACUAACUUUGAAAGUAAACUCAACGACUUUCAAGCAAUGCUGGAGGAAACUCUUGAGGAACUCAAGUGCCUGUUUCCAGUACAUAGUGCCGACAUUAACCAACUUAAAGCAGAGAUCCAAGAUGCUGUUCCAAAGCUCCGAGAAAAGAUCCGCGAGAAAUAUGAUCCCUCAAACCCCCAGGAUGUACAAAGGUUUAAAGAAGAAAUAGGAGAGUUUGAGAGUGAAUUCUAUGAGAUGAUACAAGAGUCAUCUGGAGCAGAACUCCAGUCUCUUAAUGAACGCCUCUGUCAGAUUUUGCCCUACGAUUGGCUCACUCAGUAUGGUACUACAGAUCCAGGAAAGAUUAUGGUGUCUUUACAAGUGGCAGAUGAUCAGGAGUUGAAUAAAGGUCCCCAUGGCAAUAAAAGUAUCUUUGUAAUUCAAAAAGAAAUCUUCAACAUUAAAGACCAACUGGGAAGAGACCCUGAAGUUGUGAUUAUAUCUGGCGACGCAGGUUCUGGAAAGACCACAAUUCUUUGUUCCUAUGCAGAGGGAUGGUGCAAGAAGACAAAGGAUAUGCCAGAAGUCUCUUCCUUCCCAUUUCUGCUAUGCAUGCAGUUCAGGAAUCAUGACCACGACAGCUUUGAUGAAUACCUCAAAAGCUUGAUUAUGAAAACUGCUGCUCUAUUUCCCUUUGACCUUGUCAAAUCAGUAGUCCUGGAUUCAAAGUGCUUGGUCUUGUGUGAUGGCUAUGAUGAGGCCAAUGAGAAUUCAAGAAAACUCUUCAAACAGUUUUUAAAACUUAAUUCAAAUAAGAUGAAGUUUGUUGUUACGACACGUCCAGGGAACACAGAGGAACUAACGAAAAUUGUGAACAAAGCACAACGUUCCAGAAUCAACCUCAAAGUUUCAGGUCUUCAGAAAGAGGAUAUGAAAUCGCUCACAGAAAAGCUCAUUGGCCACCUGUUGAAUGAUGAUGUUACCCAAACGGAGCAAAUGAAAAAGGAGCUGCUUCAGAAAAUAGAAGAAAUGAACACUGGCACUAGAGCCAUCCUGCAAACCCCAUUGUAUUUCAACCUGUUUGUUCUCCUUUACAUUGAGUGUCCAGAUCUAAGGGAUGAAAUGAGCACCAGGACAUCAGUCUUCUUACAGCUGAAAAGGCACAAGAUCAAGAGAAUCUCUGACAAGACAGGAAUCUCUGAAGAAUCACUGGAGGAAUUUGAUGCACUGUACAGAAAAUGGUGUUUGAAACAUUACAUUGAGAGAAAAUAUGAAUAUUCUGAGGCAGAUAUAAGAAGCUUUGAAGAGGAGAUGAGGCAAGUGUUACCUGAAAAAACACUUCAGAACUUUAAUGCCAUCAUGUCGUCCUAUUUUUCCAUAAAGAAAACAAAGAAGCAUCUGGACAUUGUCAAUGUCUACUGCCACAGACACAGAAGUGAGCAGGAGUUUGCAGCUGCAGGCAGCAUCUGCGAUGACAUCGUCACAUCAAGUGGAAGGACACGAGGCGGAAACAUUGUUCUGGAUGUGCUGCGAUCACAUUCCAAGUGUGAAGAUAAUGAUGGAGAUGGAGAUGAAGAUGAAAAUGAAGUUAGAUAUCUAUUUGAGGAAUUCCGAGGAGUGAUUUCCUUCAUACCGGGAAUACUUUAUGGCACAGAGAGAGAUGUGUUGUAUGAUACAAUAGAGGAGAUUCAUGAACUCUAUGUAUCAUACAGACCGUCUUAUUAUAAACAUGAUGCUCUUUUGGACCCAUGUAUUGAAACUAGAUUGGACGAUAAGGUUUUGGAAUCACUUGUGUCACAGAUGAGGAGAAAAACAUCUAUGAAUGACCGAGUAAGAUUCCGAGAACCCAAGAGUCUUUAUGUCCUACCGUCCUUGCUGCCUAAACUGAGACCCAAAGAGAUUGGAUUGUUUUUUUCUUCAAUAGAACAAAGAAGCAUCCCAGACCUGAAUAAGAGUCUGAAGUCUGCUGUUCAAAACAACAUCACCACAGAGGUUUGGCUUAUAAUGGAACUAAGAAAUUGUGCACAACUUCCAGGACAGGAGGAGGAGGAGGAGGAGGUUUUGCCUCCAGUGGAUGAAUUAGGAUUGGAGAUUUGGGAUGAUGGAUACGAAGACUUAGGGAGCCUGAGGAGGCCCUUUUCUCUCGCGACUCCACCAAAGGAAUUACUGACAUUAGGGUUCGACAUGCGUGCAGCGCCUCGGGGGGAGCUUUGGAUGGCCGACGUCAUAAAGAGAACGUUCCCAGCAACUAGGGAAGAAGGAGGAGGAAGAAGAGGCUUCACUGAUUUAUGGAUUAACUUAAAAAAAGGUCCUGCUCCUGACAUGAUGCUCCUGCUCCAGUCGCUGACUGUUCCUCGGCCUUUGAGGGAAAUAAGGAUUCGCUUGCCUGAUCGUACGAAGAUUGACGAUGUUGAAGGAUUGAAGCAACUCUGCAGGGAGAAGGCCCUUGGCACAUUAUACCUUUCUGGAGUAGAUGAAGAAAAGAAGACGAACGAUUGCUGUUGUAUCCUAUGAGGAUCUUUCAGUAAAGCGGAAAUGGUGUCUUCUAUCCCAAGUCUUUUUAUUCAUUUAGAGUCUUUAUUCUUUGUUGAGAGAGAGAGAGAGAGAGAGAGAGAGAGAGCCCACAGAUGCUCAUAAGUUGCAAGUCUGUCCUUCACUGCCCCGAUAUUACUAAAAAAGGAGUAAUUUACAUAAACUCUGGACUUGAGUUUCAAAUGAACUAUAUUUACAUUAAGUCACGUAGGUCCAGGAACUAAUGAUGUGGUUCAUUGUCAAUCCACCGGAAACGCGUGGCUGGGAAAUGAACCAGACACGGAGAUCAGGUUUUGCCCAAAACGGGUUAUUUCAAUGCAAGCCUUAUUCCAAAGGGUUCCCAAUUUCUCCCACACUCAGGCAAGGUGUUUGUCUGCAAAAUACUGGGUUUGGUAAUCUUCUUAUCUGCUGAUAUUUCUGUGCACUACGGAGGUAUAAGAACACUUAUGGUAUCCCCCAGAGGAGGCAGGGGAGCAGAAGGGGGUGAAGUGGAGUCUGCAGGGCUUGAGAAAGUCUGAGAAGUUCUGCUUCUGAGCAGUUUUGAGAAGUUCUGAGAGAGAGCUACUGCGGCCCCACUCCCUUAAAAUCUCACCUGGGUAGGCUCCGCCCUCAGCCAAGGUUCCCUGUGGAGAAUAAAUCCAGAGCACCCAAUGGGAGCAAAGAAGGUUUUCAAGGGAAUGGAGGUUUUCAGUUUACAGGGACAACUUACAUAUGGGCAAUGAUAAAUGAGUAUCGUUAUAAAGAGGUCUUACCUUUCCUUGGUUCUGGCUUAAAAUCCUGAACUCUCUCUCUCUCUCU
Macrobrachium nipponense is the source of this 3868-nucleotide messenger RNA. RefSeq lists its product as uncharacterized. The record is from RefSeq and is a predicted model, not a curated record. Bases 176 to 3052 code for a protein of 958 amino acids. The transcript is spliced from 4 exons. NCBI's taxonomy places the organism in Eukaryota, Metazoa, Arthropoda, Malacostraca, Decapoda, Palaemonidae.